Messenger RNA from Anopheles cruzii, 2000 nucleotides. RefSeq names its product guanine nucleotide-binding protein-like 3 homolog (gene Ns1). The transcript is spliced from 2 exons. Bases 72 to 1913 code for a protein of 613 amino acids. Gene Ontology annotation, cellular component: nucleolus. The record is from RefSeq and is a predicted model, not a curated record. Gene Ontology annotation, molecular function: GTP binding. NCBI's taxonomy places the organism in Eukaryota, Metazoa, Arthropoda, Insecta, Diptera, Culicidae.
CGAGGACGAGGAAAACGUGUUUCGUGUCGCUGGAAUUUCUUUCGCAGAAAAGGAAUAAACAACGCAACCAAAUGGCUCUGAAGGCAUUAAAAUGUCGUAGUUCGAAGCGCCAAAAGGCAUCGCUCCGCUACAAGGUAAUCAAGAAGAUUGCCGACAGUAAGCGGAAGAGGGCCAAGGAGGCGAAAAAGCUGCCGAAACUGAAGAGCAAAAAACAGAAACUGAUUCAGGUGCCGAACAUAUGCCCAUUCAAGAAGGAAAUCCUGGAAGAUGUGGAGCAAUACAAGCAGAAGCAGGAGGAGCUACGGUUGCAACAAAAGGAACUUCAAAAACAACAGCGUAAUGAGGCGCUACGUUCACAAACGCUGCAAUCGAUGGUGGCCGAGGCCGAAAAGCGCACGGAUCAAUUCGGUGAGGACAACAGCCAGCAGCCGCAGGAGGAAGAGCAGUACGCAAAUGUAAACACCCAGGGCAAAGAACAGUCUCUGAAAGCAUACUUCAAGGAGUUCAAGAAAGUUAUCGAUGCCGCUGACGUUAUCCUAGAAGUGGUGGAUGCUCGCGAUCCUCUCGGAACGCGCUGCUUGGAGGUGGCCAAAAUUGUGCGCGAAGCACCGGGUCAAAAGCGCUUGGUGCUGAUACUCAACAAAGCCGACCUGGUGCCACGUGACAAUCUCGAACGUUGGAUGAAGUAUCUGCGCCGUUCUGGGCCAGUCAUUCCGUUCAAGGCCACGACUCAAGCGCAAAAAGCUAACAUUGGCCAGAAAAAAUUCAAAUCGGUGAAAAACCUGGACUCUUCACCUUGCAUCGGCGCCGAUCUGCUGAAAGAGCUGCUCGCCAACUACUGUCGCAGCGACAAUAUUCGCACUUCGAUCCGUGUCGGCGUGGUCGGACUCCCGAAUGUUGGCAAAAGUUCACUCGUGAAUUCAUUGAAACGUAAGCGUGCCUGCAUGGUAGGCGCCAAGCCAGGUGUUACAAAGCAAAUGCAGGAGGUACAGAUCGAUUCGCACGUCAAACUGCUGGACAGCCCGGGCAUUGUGUUUCAACGACCGAAAGAACAGGACCAAAACCGCUUCUUUGCCCUUCGUAACGCACAAAAAGUAACGGAAAUCGGCGAUCCGUUUCCCCUGGCCGACGAUAUACUGAAGCGAGGCACGAUGAUGUACUUCUGCAAGCUGUACGAUGUGAGCGAAUUCCAUUCGACCGAUGAGUUUCUCGCCAAGAAAGCCAUCCGCAUGGGGGCUCUAGCCAAGAAGGGUGUGCCGGACGUACGAAAGGCUGCCCGCACGCUGAUUGAAGACUGGAACAGUGGUAAGAUCAAAUACUGUACCCAUCCGCCCGAGGACAGUACCGCCGAGGUGCACCUGGAUGCUCAGCUUGUGAAUCCUGCCGACGCAAGCAGUGUCCCAGAGUUCAAUCUCGAUCAGCUGGAUGCCGUUGUCGCAGAGCUUAGCGAUCAAUACGAAGCUAGCUUCAAAUUGAAGGGUAGCGAUGAUAUGGAUGCGCAGCUUAUAAAAAAGGAGGACAUACUAACGAUGGAGAUCGAUACCGGUGGAUCGGUGAACAUGCACCUGUCGAAGGAAGACUAUCGAAACGGGGCGCUGGAACAGAUGCUCUCAAAUGAAGGCACCAUCAUUGAGCGUGCCGAUGGAACGGCUGGAGCUAGUGGCGAUGGUCGAAGCCGCAAGCGCAAGGUGAACGAUUACGCCGAAGAAGAGAAACGCUUCCGGAAGGAUCCGAUGUUCAAGCUUGACGGAAAUCAAACAACGAACCGGAACUUGAAGCAACAGUUGAAGAAGCGCAAGAAGCAACAAAACAAACAAGAGCAACCGGCUACCGGGACGAAGGAAGCGAAGGAGGAUUACGAUUUUGAUAAUGAUUACGAUAUGAAUGAUGAGAUAGUGGAAGGUGCGUCGUAAACUCAUAUGUUUGUUGUGCGCAUUAUGGAUGGGCAAAGGAAAAGUGUUAACUCUAUUUGAAUUAUCCAAAUAAAAUAGCAUAUUUUU